Molecule: messenger RNA, 1146 nt
Organism: Choloepus didactylus (southern two-toed sloth)
Lineage: Eukaryota; Metazoa; Chordata; Mammalia; Pilosa; Megalonychidae
Product: lactosylceramide 1,3-N-acetyl-beta-D-glucosaminyltransferase-like
Biological process (GO): brain development
Cellular component (GO): membrane
Source: RefSeq, a predicted model, not a curated record
AUGGACAUCAGAAUGUUUGUUAGUGGCAGAAGAGUCAAAAAAUGGCAGUUUGUUCAGUUAUUUGCCACUUGUUUUAUACUAAGCUUACGUUUUUUUUGGGGACUGAAUGAUAAUCCAAUAGUGAACCAUAUGAAGUCCUACUCUUACAGAUACCUCAUAAAUAGCUAUGACUUUGUGAAUGAUAGCCUGACUCUUAAGCACAGCCCAGAGGGGGCUACCAGCUACCAGUACUUGAUUAACCACAAAGAAAAGUGUCAAGCCCAAGAUGUCCUGCUUUUACUGUUUGUAAAGAGUGCUCCUGAAAACUACGGCCGUCGUUCUGCAAUUAGAAAAACAUGGGGCAAUGAUAAGUAUGUUCGAUCUCAACUUAAUGCCAACAUCAAAACUCUGUUUGCCUUAGGAACUCCUUCUAAUCCACUGAAGAGAGAAGAAAUGCAAAGAAAACUGGAACUGGAAAACCAAAUGUACAACGAUAUAAUUCAGCAAGACUUUGUUGAUUCUUUCUACAAUCUUACUCUUAAAUUACUUCUGCAGUUUAGGUGGGCAAAUACAUUUUGUCCACAUGCCAGAUUCCUUAUGACUGCAGACGAUGAUAUAUUUAUUCACAUGCCAAAUCUUAUUGAAUACCUUCAAAGUUUAAAACAAAUUGGUGUUCAAGAUUUUUGGAUUGGCCAUGUUCACCGUGGUUCUCCUCCCAUCAGAGACAAAAGCAGCAAAUACUACGUCUCCUAUGACAUGUACCAGUGGCCAGCUUACCCUGACUAUACCGCUGGAGCUGCCUAUGUGAUCUCCAGUGAUGUAGCCGCCAAAGUCUACGAGGCAUCACAGACACUUAACUCUAGUCUUUACAUAGACGAUGUGUUCAUGGGCCUCUGUGCCAAUAAAAUGGGGAUAGUACCACAAUCCCAUGUGUUUUUUUCUGGGGAAGGUAAAACUCCUUAUCAUCCUUGCAUCUAUGAAAAAAUGAUGACAUCUCAUGGACACGUACAAGACCUUCAGGACCUUUGGCAGGAUGCCACGGAUGCUAAAGUAAAAACAAUUUCAAAAGGUUUUUUUGGUCAAAUUUACUGUAGGUUAAUUAAGAUAGUUCUCCUUUGCAGAGUGUUCUAUGUCAACACUUAUCCUUGUUCGGCUGCAUUUGCCUAA